Molecule: messenger RNA, 1367 nt
Organism: Dermacentor silvarum
Lineage: Eukaryota; Metazoa; Arthropoda; Arachnida; Ixodida; Ixodidae
Product: amine sulfotransferase
Exons: 4
Coding region: 146-1105 (319 amino acids)
Biological process (GO): sulfation
Cellular component (GO): cytoplasm
Molecular function (GO): sulfotransferase activity
Source: RefSeq, a predicted model, not a curated record
GUGCGGUGACGUAACUUCCUUAUUUUGUGAACGACGAACGGUCGACAAGAGCGGCACGAGAUCGCGUUGUGGUGUCUGGGAGAGACGUCUGAGGUAGAGUGCUGGGGACGGACGUGUCGGAGUGGCGUGCAUCAGUGAAUAAACCAUGCCAGAGAACAGUAACCGAGAGGGCGAGGGUAGUGCCUCCAUCGGAAAAUUCUACCCCGAGGAGAGUGUACGCUCGGCGCUGUCCUACAAGCCUCGAGCCGACGACAUCUUCGUCGUCACACAUUUUCCCCUCUGUGGAGACACCUGGGUGCAACUGAUCAUCUACCACAUUCUCCACAAGAGGGCGCCGCCGGCUCCUCUCUUGGAGCGCGCCGCUCACCUGCCGCACCUCGAAAUGCAGGGCUCCGAUGCUGUCCAGGCCAUGCCGAGACCCGGAAGCAUACGCACCCAUCUUCCUUUCCACCUUGUUCCUCGAGCCGAUUGCGCGAAGUACAUCUACAUCGCGAGAAACCCGUACGACUGCAGCGCGCUCUUCUUCGAACAGAUAUCGAGCGCCCAAGGAAAAAGUAUCGACGAAGCGUUCAAGGCGUUCCCCUUGUUUUUCGAUCAGUUCGUCGAGGGACGAGCCAUCUGCGGUGAUUACCUCGCUGAACUUUUGACCUGGUACAAACGAAGAUUCGACGACAACGUCCUCUUUCUCACGUACGAAGAGCUAGUCGAAGAGAACAAGACGUCAGUCCUCAGGAUCGCCGACUUUCUGGACCAAGAAGGCGACCACGGGAAGAAGUUGAGGCGGAACCGGAAGUUACUUGAGAAAAUCUGCACAGACACGCGACACUGCGGUGUCUGGGAAUGCGUGGACAGCGACACUAAGCAGAAGGCAAAGGACGCUGCCACCAUGUCCGACGACGAGAAACCGGAUUGGGUCAAACGCUUGCAAAAAGCCGGAAACUCGGUGACCUUCGGCAGGCUGUUCGCCAAAUGUGAAGAGGGCAAGGCGCAUCUUAGUCGCGACAGCAUAUUUACACCGGAUAUGCGGCUGAAGCUGCAAGAGCGCGUCAUGGCUGCAGCCGCAACCAGUCGCAGUGUCAUGAGCCUGUGGCCAAGUGACAACUGAAGAGACGAGAGGAUUGGCCUCAUUGGGGGAAAUAUCGGUUUCGCCCUUGACGCAAACAUGCCCCAUUACAAUCAUUUUAAGAAGGUAAAGUGUUUAAUAUCCAUGUAAACAGCCACGCUAAUGUGAGCUGCCACAUUCCUUCACGAGGACCCUAUUUAUGGGACUGCUAUGGAGUGAAAAUUACGAGUGAAAUAAACUUUGUUCAGUACAUGUUAGAAAACAUUGCUGCGCUAUUUACAAUUUGGCAAUAAAACUCGUGGAA